This is a messenger RNA of Necator americanus (New World hookworm), 3459 nucleotides long. RefSeq lists its product as uncharacterized. NCBI's taxonomy places the organism in Eukaryota, Metazoa, Nematoda, Chromadorea, Rhabditida, Ancylostomatidae. The coding region runs from base 1 to 3459 and encodes 1152 amino acids. The transcript is spliced from 9 exons. The record is from RefSeq and is a predicted model, not a curated record. Gene Ontology annotation, molecular function: catalytic activity.
AUGAGAAACCCAACGGACGGCACGCGAAUGGGUUUGGAGCAGGCGGAAAGCAAGUUGAAGGAAUUCCGUAAAAUGAUAGACUAUUUGGAGGGAAAUGUUGAAGAGAGCGAGAAUAAUGUUCGCUUGGCUCGCCGUUCAGAGGUACCUUCGGUCGGCCGUCCUCAAACGCUAACUCCUAUACGGAAGAUGCAUAAGGGUAGUGAAAACAGAAACCCAUUUACAUUGAAAAUGGUCUUUCGUGUUGCUCCGCCGGAUGUGAUGCGGCUGGUUGCGCUCACUUAUCUCUCAGUGUACCAGCAAAUGAGUAUUACUGCAUGUACCAGGAUAUUCCUCCACAACGGUUUACCGCCUCAUAGUGGCGUGGAGGUGACACUGGGCGUCGAACUGCGAUGCACAGCGGAGGUUGGGCGACGACCUGUGGUGAAAGCUAAGCUCGCCGUGGCAUGGCUGCUUAGUUUGGGGAAAAGUCUCUUUGCCACUCCAGCAUAUUCACUGCCUCAGUACCCUGCACACUGGGCCCUGCCGUCUCAGACGUCGGACGGUAUGGCGACCGACGCCGACCUGCAUGCCCUUCUCGGAGCUGCAGAGCGUAUCAAAUUUCACGUGAUUGCUCUGCAGGAGACCAAGUGCAGAAGGAGCGACGUACGACAGAUGAAUGACGGCGGUGUUGGUUUCGUUGUGCACCCAUCUGUCGUCCAUCUCGUCGAUUCUCACGAGAUCCUGUCACCUCGUCUGGCCAUUCUUCGCCUCCGCCCUCUGCGCCAAAAACCCAUCAGUAUCAUCAACUGCUACUCACCAACAUCAGUAGCUGAUGAACCCGAAUUGGACGCGUUUUACGAGGAGCUGGAGGAAGUAAUCCGCAACGAGAAGUCUAUCUACAAAUUCGUUGUCGACAACUUCAACGCAAAACUAGGAAAGGCCACAGAAGAGGAAUACAGGAUUGGAAGAUUUGGACUAGGGGACCGGAAAGAAAAUGGCAAUCGUCUCGCCGGGCUGUUGUCCGCCGCUCGCCUCUUUCAUGGGAACUCUCUUUUCAUGAAAAAAGAUCAUCGUCGGUGGACAUGGGAAUCGCCCAAUGGCGCGACUCGUGCGGAGAUCGACCACAUACUCACCAACCGGAGGUGGUGUCUACUUGACGUCUCAGUAGUACCAUCCUUUUGUAGUGGUUCUGAUCACCGUCUCCUUCGUGCGAAAAUACGACUUAGCCACACGAUGGAAAAGAACAUCUGCUAUCGGCAACGAAGGAGAAAAGAAGUCGUCUACGACGAUUGCGUACUCGAGGACUCCCUGUCCCAAGGUGACUGGCACAUCGAGGAGGACCCAAACGUGGACUACGAGAUGCUGCUCAGUGGAUUACGAGCCUGUGCUGAACGUGCCUCGAAGUCGCGCACGACAAACUUGCAUCGAAUUUCGAAGACCAUCAAGGAAUUGUUAGGAAGAAGAAGGGCUUUGAGGCUUGAUCAGAAUGCAUCGCACAUUGAGCGGUUAGUAGCAAACACUAGCUGCAGAAAAGCGUUGCAGGAGGAUCUUUUGAAGUACAGGCAGAAGAAGAUUCUAGAAGCAGCACAAAGAAGAACGAGUCUAAAGAAGUGCCGCAGGGACCUCCGCGAAUAUAAUAUUCCGCUAGCAACCUUGCUGAGCGAAGACGGGACUCGCACGUCUUCUCGUCGUGAGAUGGAAAUCAUUACGGAGAGGUUCUACUCGAACCUUUUCCGUUCAUCAACUCCUGUGUCAAGCCCAAUCAUCCCCACUGGCGAUGCUCCACCAUGGAUUCUCCCUUCGGAAGUACGAGUCGCUAUCAAGAGCAUGAAACCUGGCACAGCCCCCGGACCUGAUUUUAUAUCAGCAGACUUUCUUCAGCUGAAAGAAAGGAUCCCAGAUCAGUGGAAGACCUCGCGAACCGUUCUUAUCCAUAAGAAAGGUGACCGAGAGGACCUUCGGAACUACCGUCCGAUAUGCUUGCUGAGCGUGUUAUACAAAGUAUUCACCAAGAUCAUCCUCACACGCAUAUCUAGGACGCUGGAUGAAGCUCAGCCUCAAGAACAAGCUGGAUUUCGCCAAGGGUUCAGCUGCUUGGACCACAUCCAGACCGUGUCGAGGGUCAUAGAGGUUUGCCGGGAAUACCGCCUGCCCCUUGUUCUAACCCUCGUCGACUAUGAGAAAGCCUUUGACAGCGUAGAAACGAAUGCAGUACUGUCAGCGCUGGUCGAUCAAGGUGUGGACGCGUCGUAUGUGAGGACAUUAGCCAAUUGCUACGAACGAUGCACGACUAGGAUACAGCUUUUCCACCGCCCUCUCACCAUACCCAUUGGAAAGGGGGUACAAGGCGAUACUAUAUCGCCGAAGCUGUUCACGGCUGCAUUGCAAUGGAUAAUGAAAUCACUAUCCUGGGAAGAAAGGGGCAUACGUGUUGAUGGAAGAUUUCUUUCGAACCUUCGUUUCGCGGACGACAUCGUUCUCUUUUCGAGCAGCACCAAUGAAGCAGAAACGAUGCUCAACGAAUUGAACGAAACAGGGAAGAGAAUAGGACUACGAAUAAACAGAAAGAAGACACAGUUCAUGAAGAACGCGCACUGCGAGGACGGAGGAGUACAACUUGAAGGCUCCCAAAUCGUGGAAACUCCGUCAUACGUAUACCUCGGACGUUCUAUGAACAUGGAAAACGACUUGAAGGAAGAACUGAAUAGAAGAAUGAGAGCAGCAUGGGCAGCAUUCGCAGCCGUCAGGGAAGCUACGGACCAACUGACGGACCAUGAUCUUCGUGCCCAUCUGUUCGACUCGACAGUCCUUCCAGCGCUCUGUUACGCAGCGGAGACGUGGGCAGACACCGCGGCCACGUCUAGGAAGCUACUUACUACCCACAGAGCCCUUGAGAGAUGUCUCCUGAAGUUUAACCGGCGCACACAACACCUUGCCGGUCUUCGUAGCUCCGAUUUAAGAGGAAUGUCCCGUCUUCGCGACCCAGCGGAAUAUGUAUCGAAAACAAAACAUAGAUGGGCCGGUCACAUCAUGAGAAGAAUCGACGAUAGAUGGACUAAAAGAACGCUAGAGUGGAUCUCAAGGGACGCUAAACGCCCUCGAGCGAGACCGCCAACGAGAUGGGGUGACGUGUUCCCUACACGGAUGGACCAGCUGAGAGCUCAGCUGGAUACGGCUGAAGGACCUCGUCAACGUCACUCACGAAGCUUGAGAACAUCUUGGAUGACAAUGGCGAGGGAACGAAGAGAGUGGAAGAGAUGCUGGGGCCCGCACGUCAACGGAGUGGCUGAAGGACAUCUCAACCACAGAACAUCUCAACCUAAGACGACGACGACGACAGCUGCACCCUCUUAUCGAUCCUCUACUAUUCUUUUCGCAGUACUCGGAUUCCUCGCUUUGAUAACGCUCAUCGCGCUAGUGACUUGGGCUGUGAAACGAAACGCUGUGAAACAGCAAAGGAAUCGUGACUGCGAAGUCUAG